Pan troglodytes (chimpanzee) is the source of this 4967-nucleotide messenger RNA. It is a transcript of the gene IPO5, whose product is annotated as importin 5. The record is from RefSeq and is a predicted model, not a curated record. Gene Ontology annotation, molecular function: small GTPase binding. NCBI's taxonomy places the organism in Eukaryota, Metazoa, Chordata, Mammalia, Primates, Hominidae. Gene Ontology annotation, biological process: protein import into nucleus. The transcript has 30 exons. Bases 365 to 3712 code for a protein of 1115 amino acids.
AGCAGCCAGGUGUCUCCACGGUGACGUCUCUGAGCCAGGAGGUCGGAAGUGUGGGACUGAUGACCUCCCACAACUGGAGCAGCCGGGAACAGCUCUGACCACAGUGGUUCCGGGGAGAAGCCUUUCCAGGACCCAUGUGUAGGCACAGCUGUUUUCCCUGAUCAGGAUACUUGCAGCACUCAAAUACUUUCCCAGCAACAUCUAGACUGCUGUUUGACCAAACAACGGGGCUCCAACAGCCUAGCCAAGUGAAACAUAAAAUUAACCAUCACAGUAUCCUUGUCAAAAAUCAGUCUGACAACACAUCAGAGGAAAGAAAUUCCUAAGGGAACACUGCUCAGAAAGUACUGCAGCAUGUCUUCAAAUGCCUGAGGAUCAAGCUGGAAAACUAGAAGCAACAGAAAACACAAUAAGCGCAAUGGCGGCGGCCGCGGCGGAGCAGCAACAGUUCUACCUGCUCCUGGGAAACCUGCUCAGCCCCGACAAUGUGGUCCGGAAACAGGCAGAGGAAACCUAUGAGAAUAUCCCAGGCCAGUCAAAGAUCACAUUCCUCUUACAAGCCAUCAGAAAUACAACAGCUGCUGAAGAGGCUAGACAAAUGGCCGCCGUUCUUCUAAGACGUCUCUUGUCCUCUGCAUUUGAUGAAGUCUAUCCAGCACUUCCCUCUGAUGUUCAGACUGCCAUCAAGAGUGAGCUACUCAUGAUUAUUCAGAUGGAAACACAAUCUAGCAUGAGGAAAAAAGUUUGUGAUAUUGCGGCAGAACUGGCCAGGAAUUUAAUAGAUGAGGAUGGCAAUAACCAGUGGCCCGAAGGUUUGAAGUUCCUUUUUGAUUCAGUCAGCUCUCAAAAUGUGGGACUGCGGGAAGCUGCCCUUCACAUUUUCUGGAACUUUCCUGGAAUUUUUGGGAACCAGCAACAACACUAUUUAGAUGUCAUCAAACGAAUGUUAGUUCAGUGUAUGCAAGAUCAGGAACACCCGUCGAUCAGGACGUUAUCUGCUAGAGCUACAGCUGCAUUUAUACUUGCAAAUGAGCAUAAUGUUGCUCUGUUCAAACAUUUUGCAGACUUGCUACCGGGAUUCCUACAGGCGGUAAAUGACUCGUGCUACCAGAAUGAUGAUUCUGUCCUAAAAUCCCUCGUUGAGAUUGCAGAUACUGUUCCAAAGUAUUUGCGUCCUCACUUGGAAGCAACUCUACAGCUAAGUCUAAAGUUGUGUGGAGACACUAGCCUCAACAAUAUGCAACGCCAGCUUGCCCUUGAAGUGAUCGUCACCCUCUCUGAGACUGCAGCUGCUAUGUUAAGAAAACAUACCAAUAUUGUUGCACAGACUAUUCCUCAGAUGUUAGCAAUGAUGGUUGAUUUGGAAGAAGAUGAGGACUGGGCAAAUGCAGAUGAACUAGAAGAUGAUGAUUUUGACAGCAACGCAGUUGCAGGCGAGAGUGCUCUAGAUCGAAUGGCUUGCGGACUUGGUGGAAAGCUCGUUCUGCCGAUGAUCAAGGAACACAUUAUGCAAAUGCUUCAAAAUCCUGACUGGAAAUACCGGCAUGCAGGAUUGAUGGCCUUAUCUGCCAUUGGUGAAGGGUGCCACCAGCAAAUGGAAGGAAUUCUAAAUGAGAUCGUAAAUUUUGUUUUACUUUUUCUCCAGGAUCCUCAUCCAAGAGUAAGGUAUGCAGCCUGUAAUGCCGUGGGACAGAUGGCUACAGAUUUUGCACCUGGUUUCCAAAAGAAAUUUCAUGAGAAGGUGAUUGCAGCUCUGCUGCAGACCAUGGAAGACCAAGGCAAUCAACGUGUGCAGGCCCAUGCAGCUGCUGCCCUCAUUAACUUUACUGAAGACUGUCCCAAGUCACUACUUAUUCCAUACUUGGAUAAUUUGGUGAAACAUCUGCAUUCCAUUAUGGUACUGAAGCUUCAAGAGCUGAUUCAGAAAGGCACCAAGUUAGUUUUGGAACAAGUUGUGACAUCCAUUGCAUCAGUUGCUGAUACUGCAGAAGAAAAAUUUGUCCCCUACUAUGAUUUAUUUAUGCCAUCACUGAAGCACAUCGUUGAGAAUGCGGUUCAAAAAGAACUGAGACUUCUGAGAGGAAAAACUAUUGAAUGCAUUAGCCUCAUUGGUCUGGCUGUUGGGAAGGAAAAAUUCAUGCAGGAUGCAUCAGAUGUGAUGCAGCUUUUGUUAAAGACCCAGACAGACUUCAAUGAUAUGGAAGAUGAUGAUCCUCAGAUCUCUUACAUGAUCUCAGCAUGGGCCAGAAUGUGCAAAAUCCUUGGAAAAGAAUUUCAGCAAUACCUUCCAGUGGUUAUGGGGCCUUUAAUGAAGACGGCUUCAAUUAAGCCCGAAGUAGCCCUUUUAGAUACCCAAGACAUGGAGAAUAUGAGUGAUGAUGAUGGUUGGGAAUUUGUGAACCUUGGAGAUCAGCAAAGCUUUGGUAUUAAAACUGCAGGACUAGAAGAAAAAUCAACUGCUUGCCAGAUGUUGGUUUGCUAUGCUAAGGAGUUAAAGGAAGGCUUUGUGGAGUACACUGAACAGGUUGUCAAACUGAUGGUCCCUUUACUGAAAUUUUAUUUCCACGAUGGUGUUCGAGUGGCAGCAGCGGAAUCCAUGCCUCUUCUCCUGGAGUGUGCAAGAGUCCGUGGUCCUGAGUAUCUCACACAGAUGUGGCAUUUUAUGUGUGAUGCUCUAAUUAAGGCCAUUGGUACAGAACCAGAUUCAGACGUCCUCUCAGAAAUAAUGCAUUCUUUUGCAAAGUGCAUUGAAGUAAUGGGAGAUGGAUGCCUUAAUAAUGAACACUUUGAAGAACUGGGAGGUAUAUUGAAAGCAAAGCUUGAAGAACAUUUUAAAAAUCAAGAAUUACGACAAGUUAAAAGACAAGAUGAAGACUAUGAUGAACAGGUCGAAGAGUCACUACAAGAUGAGGAUGAUAAUGAUGUUUAUAUUCUGACCAAAGUGUCAGAUAUUUUACACUCAAUAUUCAGUAGCUACAAAGAAAAGGUGUUACCAUGGUUUGAACAGCUGCUUCCAUUAAUUGUCAACCUCAUUUGUCCACAUAGACCAUGGCCAGACAGACAAUGGGGAUUAUGCAUCUUUGAUGAUGUCAUAGAACACUGUAGUCCAGCCUCAUUUAAAUAUGCAGAAUAUUUCUUAAGACCAAUGCUCCAAUAUGUAUGUGACAACAGCCCAGAAGUCAGGCAAGCAGCUGCAUAUGGCCUGGGAGUCAUGGCACAGUAUGGUGGAGAUAAUUAUCGCCCUUUUUGUACAGAAGCACUUCCCCUGCUGGUAAGAGUUAUUCAGUCUGCGGAUUCUAAGACCAAAGAAAAUGUCAAUGCUACAGAGAACUGCAUCUCAGCAGUAGGGAAAAUCAUGAAGUUCAAGCCUGACUGUGUAAACGUUGAAGAGGUCCUUCCACACUGGUUGUCUUGGCUUCCACUACAUGAAGAUAAAGAAGAAGCUGUUCAGACUUUCAAUUAUCUGUGUGACCUGAUUGAAAGUAAUCAUCCAAUUGUUCUUGGCCCAAACAAUACCAAUCUGCCCAAAAUAUUCAGUAUAAUUGCAGAAGGAGAAAUGCACGAGGCAAUUAAACAUGAAGAUCCUUGUGCCAAACGUCUGGCCAAUGUCGUUCGCCAAGUACAGACUUCUGGAGGACUGUGGACUGAGUGCAUAGCACAGCUCAGUCCUGAGCAGCAGGCCGCCAUUCAGGAGCUCCUGAACUCUGCGUGAAGGGCCUUAAUGUCACCCACCAGAAAACUAACUCCAAAUAAACGCUUACCCUUUCGUUUAGGUUUCUUUGUUUUGUUUUUGAGCAAAAGAGAUCGGUAGUGUUGUGUGUAGGCCAUUCUUCUGGAGAGCCACAAGCAGGAAGAGCAGCGCUGUGUUGCAGAAUGGAGUUUCCAUGGAUUUCUACCAGACCACUGAAGGAGUUCCUGGAAGCCCUGCGGUAGCUAGCACUGAAGAGUAUUUUUCUAUUGGUAUAACCUGCCCACCUGAAGGGGAAAGGGAAAUCAAAUUAAUUUUUCUCGUUAGACAUAAGGAAAUUUAAGGAAAAACAGCUUUAAGAACAGUUACUCAGCGUAGAUGUGUGUUCACACAAAUUGCUCUGCAUUCAGUGUUCAUUGUGAAUUGGAGUGUGAGUCUUUCUGUAGGGUAGAAAGAAGCCUACUACCCAGCAAACCAGUAGACCCAAAAGUUGAAAAAAACUGAUGACAGACAACAAGCAUGAAGAUGGCAUAUUUGAUGUCACUUUGGUUCUUUUUCCCAGAAGGCUUAUACAGUGACUCAGUCGGGAAGCUUUCCAGCUUCCAGCCCUUGAAUGUGAAGUGUCAUUGGCAUGUCUGGCAGUAGUCUCUCAUUCACUCCUCAAUAAACAACAUUGAAUACAAAAGAGGCUUGUGUAAAAACUCAGUACUGUCUGGCUUGGAUUCAUUUCAUGUUUUUAAUAUAAGAAUGAUCUAAUAUUUUUUUAAAGUAAUAGCUAUCAGUAAUAGCUGAGUGUUUUUUCCCCUAAUAUUUUCCUUGUGCAAUUCAGACUUAAGCAUCGAGUUUUUACCAUCUUCCACUUUAAGCUAAGUUAUGAUACCUAUUCCAUUCACAAUUGGUGUUCUUUUUAAGGUUUGCAAAUUUCAACCAAUUUUGUAGCUAAGAUUGUUCUGAUCAGCUCAAAAAGAUUUGGCUUAAUGUUUUCAUUGCAAAUUAUAAUUGUUGUAGAGCCACACACAACUUUUGAACUUUUAAUUAUAAGUAUUAUGGCUAAAGUUAUUUACUGAAAAUUUCAGUAAAAUGUGUGAAUGUUUCUUUAUGUAUUAACCUCAUAGCAGUAAAUGACUUGCUGUUGUUUAAUUUUUCUAAGGCAUCUUAAUAGACUUCUGUUGAAAACUUCAGUGUUAACAUUUUUAUAGUUUGUACUAAAUUUAACCGUGAUAUAAAAAUGAAUUUUAUGCAUAGAUCAGAAUUUUAAAUUAAAGGUUUUUUCUUUAAA